Neoarius graeffei (lesser salmon catfish) is the source of this 652-nucleotide messenger RNA. It is a transcript of the gene pfdn5, whose product is annotated as prefoldin 5. Gene Ontology annotation, biological process: protein folding; regulation of DNA-templated transcription. The coding region runs from base 45 to 506 and encodes 153 amino acids. The transcript has 6 exons. The record is from RefSeq and is a predicted model, not a curated record. Gene Ontology annotation, cellular component: cytoplasm; prefoldin complex. Lineage: Eukaryota; Metazoa; Chordata; Actinopteri; Siluriformes; Ariidae.
CGGAAGCGCUUCUGAUCCCCCCCCUCUCUCUGUGUGUGUGUAAGAUGGCGGUGAAUGUGAGCGAGCUCUCUCUCCCGCAGCUGGAAGGAUUAAAGUCUCAACUCGACCAGGAGACGGAGUUCCUGUCGUCGUCAAUCGCUCAGUUAAAAGUGGUUCAGACAAAAUACGUGGAGGCGAAGGACAGUCUGAACGUCCUCAAGAAGAGUAAUGAAGGUAAAGAGUUGCUCGUCCCUCUGACCAGCUCCAUGUACGUUCCCGGGACUCUGAAUGAUGUGGAACAUGUGCUGAUCAACGUGGGGACAGGUUACUUCGUGGAGAAGAAUGUGGAGGAUGGUAAAGAUUUCAUGAAGCGUAAAAUCGACUUCCUGACGAAACAGAUUGAGAAAAUUCAGCCGACUCUACAGGAGAAAUACGCCAUGAAACAGGCUGUGGUUGAAGUCAUGAACAUGAAGCUCCAGCAUCUGCACAGCCAACAAACAUCACAAUCAGGAACCACCAAGGCUUAGAAUGAUCUCUCUCUCUCUCACUCUCUCUCUCACACACACACACACACACACACACACACACAGAGAGAAAGUCUGUGUGUCGUCCCAUUGUAAGUUAUCGCGUCCCACACUGUGUACUGAGAUAUAAAAUAAACACUCCUUCAGGA